AUGUUUAAUACUGGACCUAAGAAACUAGCAAACUCCCCAAAACAUUUGAGGGAUGAAGUUGCUACAAGAGAUGAUGCUAGUAACUUACAAUCUAGAGAUACUGAACUGCUGUAUGGUAAUGCGAUACUACUGGAAAAACAGAAUACUUUAAAAAAAUUUAUGGAAACAGAUGAUAUUGAAUUCUCAAAUGAUUUUGAUUUAGAUGAAGAAAUAGAUCUAUCUUAUUCAAAGUUUUCCCAUUUGUCAGGGAUAUCAUUUCAGAAUAAUCCACUUAACGAUAACCGCGUCCUUGAUUCUCCAUUUGCCCAAAGAAUUAAAUCUAAACUAAACAUUGAGCUCGAACAAGAAAAUAUUGAAUCUAUUGAUGUGACUAACGAGGGCGCAAAUAGUCGUGAGAGCUUAGCUCCCAUUAACGAAGCCACGAAAUCCAAAAAAAAGACGCAUAUUGAUGAGCGAAUAAACCCGGCUCUGAAGCCAUUUGGUAAUAGUUAUCAGAACAUCGGUGCUUUUGCACCACAGGAAAAUUAUCAGAGUCCAUCUAAUUAUAAGAAAACGCACACCAAAAAGCACAAUAUGGAAUCUCUUUCAUAUUUCAAGAAUAACCAGAUAGAUCCAAUGGAAUAUGCUAUUCCCAACUUACAGACACCCGGAAGAUUUAGCCAUCAAAGAGUUUCACCUGUCAAAGUGUCUCUCACGCCUGCUCAAAGAUUGGAGCCUAAGGUGGACUUCAAGUUGUCCAAUGCCUUGGAAAAUUUUCAAUUUUCAUCUUUGAUAGGUAGGGGAGCGUUUGCAAAUGUAUACAAAGGUGUAAACUUAAAGACUCAUAAGGUUGUUGCAAUAAAACAGAUCCUAUUGGAUGAUAGUCAAGAUGUGCGUGGUCUAAUGGGUGAGAUUGAUCUUUUGAAGAUUUUAAGACACCCAAAUAUUGUCAAAUACCACGGGUUUGUCAAAACGUCUACCUCAUUGAAUGUGUUCCUCGAGUUCUGUUCUAAGGGCUCUUUAAGACAACUAUAUAAAAGAAUGGGACACGGAUUGCCAGAGAGUCAAAUAAUAAAAUAUGUGAGGCUGAUAUUGGAGGGUCUUAACUACUUACAUGAACAAGGUGUAGUUCACAGAGACGUCAAAGCUGCAAACGUAUUGAUUACUGAGACAGAUGAAAUAAAGCUUGCUGAUUUUGGAGUAGCUGCCCAGGUCUCUUCAAAGCAUGAAAGUGUAGUGGGGACCCCAAAUUGGAUGGCACCCGAAACAGUCUUAGGUGGAGAAGGUCUUUGUACGGCGUCAGAUAUAUGGUCACUAGGUGCUACUGUAAUUGAGCUAUUCACCACAAAUCCGCCAUAUCAUGAUUUAAACCCAAUGGCGACUUUGCAUGCUAUAGGAAUAGAUGAUCAUCCACCAUUACCCACAGGAAUGACCUCUCUUGCGUUGGAUUUUUUGACAGAAUGCUUCCAAAAACAACCAAAGCUUCGGACGACUGCCAAACUACUUUUGCAGCAUAGAUGGCUAACAUGUAAUAGGAAGCCAGUACGACAAACUUCAAAAAUUAACUCCUUAAAUGAAUCCUAUACACCUGUCAAACCAAUCGAAUUGUAUGCGGAAAUAAGAGAGGAUGCGAAUUGGGAGAAUGACUUUAAGGAAGUCAAUAAAGAAAACUGGAAGUCUUUGGGAGCUGACAUGAUCAAACUUGAAAACAUUGAAGAGUCCAUGUUCACAUCUAAGGAGACAAAAACUGAAUAUGGCAGGAACGAGCUUUUAAACAAGUUUUCAGAAAGUAAUGAAGAUGUGAGCUUUGAAUCUUUACCUAGGAUUUCUAAUCAAUCUGCCAAUGACAGUAUUCAAAAGAAAUUGAUCAACCAAAUUGAGGAAGAAGAUCCAUUCUUAAAUAUUGAGAAUGAGAACUUUGAUACUAACGAGCUUGAGAUUCAAAGCAAGAUGGAGUUUUUGGUGACAAAAAUGUCAAGUAGAGUAGAUCUAUUUCAUUCUCGUCCUGAUGAGGUGGCAACUUCGCUUCUCAAAGUUACCACGAGAAUGCGUCAUCUUGUCAAAAAAUACUCAAUUCUGCAUUCGAUAUUAAUCAGGGAGCAUGGAAUCUUGACUUUACUUGAGCUUGCAUCAUGUGCACCUGAGAUGCCAAGGUUGCAAGAACUAUGGUUUAACACACUUGCAAUUCUCAAUAUCAUUUUUGAUUCAAGUUUGUCCCAAUUUGAAAAUUUUUGUUUACUUGGUGGUAUACCAGUCUUUACGCAUUUCAGAAACAUUUCAUAUGAUUUAAAGAUAAGGUUGGAGGUUAUAAAAUUCAUAGGAAAGAUGGAGUCCUCCGAAAGAGCCCUUUCUAUGUUUGUAUCAAGUGGUGGUUUAAGAGUCUUAUCUAAAUUUGUGGAAGAGGACUUUGAUUCGACACCUGAAUUUCCUUUGGUUGCAAUUGGCUGUAUUCAUGGUGUUUUAUCCAAAGAUAUUACUAGAUCCAAAUCUGAUCUAUGCCGCAUAUUAUCAAAGUAUGGUGUAUUAUUUUGGUUUGUUGUUUUAUUAAACAGAUUAUGCAAGUUACAAGGGCAUUCAUUCCGAAGUCACUCUAAAGAAGAAAUCGAAAAAGCAGGGGAUCAAAUUAUAGAUAUUAUCAAAUACUUUAGUAUGUCUGAGGCUAAGGUACGGAUCAAUAUUUCAAGUGCCGAUCUUUUUAAAGUUUUAAUCAAAGUGUAUUCGAACAUCGAAUUUCGGCACCAACUAGUAAUUCUUAAAUUCAUCAGGUCUAUGUCAUGUAUAUCAGAUGUACUUAAUGCGUUACAUUCGGCUGAUAUUUUAGAGUUCUUGAUAAGAUUAUUGGAGUCAUAUUCUGCUAAAACUCCUCAUUACAAAGAAGUUAUGAAUCUCGUCUGUCCCAUAAUAUAUAAUAUUUGCUAUCUUAAUCAUGCACGAGAGACUGAAUUAGUCAAUUUAGGAGCUGUUCCUUAUUUGAACUCAUUGUCCAAAAUCAACCUUGAAUUUCGUCAAUUUGUUUUACCUAUUUUAUGUGAAUUGGUUUACUGUGACGGAGUUCGUAACAUCCUAAAGAAGAAUGAUGUUUUAUCCAUUUAUUUCAACCUACUUGUCGAUCCAUAUUGGCAAUCUAAUGCUUUGGAUGCAAUAAUCACUUGGGGUAAGCAUGAUCCAGACUAUGUCAACUUCAACACUCGAAAGGCGUGUGAUUGUUUAGUAGGUGGCUUCAUGUUAUCAAAAACAUCGAACUUAGAAUCCGCGUUAGACAGCUAUUUCAAAUUAUUGUCUACGAAUGAACAGCUAUGCUCAACUAUGCUUAAGGAGUCUUUGAUACAGAAUAUAUUACUCAAAUUGAAUAUUAAUAACAAUUACCCUGCAGUUCAAUUGGGCUUGCUUAGAAUUUUACGGUUGUUGACAAUAUAUGGAGAGAAAUCAGGAAUCAUUUCCUCCUUAAAUAUUACAACUAAUAUAACUUCUGAGCUUAGAUCACUCAAGGCAAAAUCAGUCUUGGUGGAAGAGCUAGCCAUUGAUAUUAUAUCGCAUUUAUAG
This is a messenger RNA of Priceomyces carsonii, 3522 nucleotides long. RefSeq names its product serine/threonine protein kinase (gene CDC15). Bases 1 to 3522 code for a protein of 1173 amino acids. The record is from RefSeq and is a predicted model, not a curated record. The transcript has a single exon. Lineage: Eukaryota; Fungi; Ascomycota; Pichiomycetes; Serinales; Debaryomycetaceae. Gene Ontology annotation, biological process: protein phosphorylation. Gene Ontology annotation, molecular function: protein kinase activity; ATP binding.